This is a messenger RNA of Hemicordylus capensis (graceful crag lizard), 5892 nucleotides long. It is a transcript of the gene CARMIL1, whose product is annotated as capping protein regulator and myosin 1 linker 1. Gene Ontology annotation, molecular function: protein binding. The transcript is spliced from 38 exons. The coding region runs from base 825 to 4970 and encodes 1381 amino acids. Gene Ontology annotation, cellular component: lamellipodium; plasma membrane. Gene Ontology annotation, biological process: cell migration; regulation of Arp2/3 complex-mediated actin nucleation. The record is from RefSeq and is a predicted model, not a curated record. Lineage: Eukaryota; Metazoa; Chordata; Lepidosauria; Squamata; Cordylidae.
UUCUCCCCCCCAACCCCGCCCGGCCUGGCUACGCGCAUGGAAUUUGUGCGCCAAUGUAGGGCUGGCAGGAAACGCGGCUGUGUGAAAGAAACCCUUUUGGCUGCCCGGACGACCGCUUCGCGGCAGCCAGUCCUUUCCGCCCGAAUCAAUCCACAGUGUUCCCCCCCGUGUGUGCGUACGAGAGAGCGCUUUUCGGCGGUGGCAGCGGCUCGCUCUCGCGAGGUGAAGAGGCCGCCCCUUCGCUGGAGCCGAGCGUGGAUGAACUGCGGAGCGCUUCGCGGGGCCGGGCUCAGAGGGAGCAAGGAAUGCCGCCGCCUCCCCCCACGCCUUCCGCUUGCACCUCAGGCCCGGAGGUGGCUGCGUGAGGCAGGAGAAGGGGAAAGCGGGAAGAAGGAAGCACGGCCAGCCCAGCCCGAGUCAGCCCAGGGGCAGGAAGAAGGGAAGAGGAAGGCAACGCUGAGGAGCGCAGACGCCGCCGCGGGGAAGGGGAUUAGUGCCGCGGGAAGGCAGCUUGUGUUGAGGUCGCCUCUUGGGGCGACUGUUCUGCCAGCCUGUGGGUACAAGCCCCCCGCCCCGCCCCGCUUCUCUCUGCCCCCGAAAUGAAGAGGCGCGUCAUGUAGCAAUAAUCUGGUAGCUGACCUCCCUGUUCCUUCCUUCUCUCAUCUUUUCUGCCCGGGAGAGGGACACCAGCAGCAGGGGUCUUAUCUUCCCCGCCACCCCCAUUUUUUGUGUGAAAUUAUUUUUAUAUACGCGUGUAGUUGUCACCAGCAACCAUCACACACACACACCUCUCACGGCCGAAAAAGAAAAAAGCAAGGGCGACGAUGACUGAAGAAAGCUCAGACGUUCCCAAAGAGUUGCUAGAAAGUGUCAAGGAUGUGAUUGGGAGGAAGAUAAAAAUUUCAGUGAAAAAGAAAGUUAAGCUAGAAGUCAAGAGUGACAAAGUGGAUAACAAAAUAUUGGUGCUAACAUCAUGUCGGGCCUUCCUAUUAACUUCCCGUAUACCUACCAAGCUAGAACUAACAUUCAGCUACUUGGAAAUCCAAGGAAUCACCUGCAAUAAACCAGGCCAGCUGAUUGUAGAAACUGAAAAGUACAACAUUUCUAUGAAGUUGGUUUCAUCUGAAGAUGUGCAUGAAGUGCUGGCACACAUUGGAACAUGCCUUAGGAGGAUAUUUCCUGGUCUUUCUCCAGUGAGAAUAAUGAAAAAAGUCAUAAUGGAGCCCCCAGAAAGGCUGGCUAAUCUCCAGAAGCUGUGGGACAGCCAAACUGUGGCAGAGUUAGGACCAUGUGGAGGUUUUUCUCAAAUGUAUGCGUGUGUGUGUGACUGGCUUGGCUUUCCGUAUAGGGAAGAAGUUCAGUGGGAUGUUGAUACAAUUUAUUUGACUCAAGAUACCAGGGAACUGAAUUUGCAAGACUUUAGCCAUCUUGAUCACAGGGACUUAAUACCAAUAGUUGCUGCCCUGGAAUAUAAUCAGUGGUUUACAAAGCUUUCUUCCAAGGAUCUGAAGUUAUCCACUGAUGUUUGUGAGCAGAUCCUGAGAGUGGUGAGCAGAUCCAAUAGAUUGGAAGAGCUAGUACUGGAGAAUGCUGGUCUUAGAACAGAUUUUGCACAGAAACUGGCCAAUGCCCUAUCCCAUAACCCCAACUCAGGACUUCAUACAAUUAACCUUGCUAGCAACCCUCUGGAGGACAGAGGUGUGUCCUCACUAAGUAUUCAGUUUGCCAAACUACCAAAGGGGCUGACGCAAUUAAAUUUAUCUAAAACCUCAUUGUCACCUAAAGGGGUGAACAGCCUUUCCCAGUCACUGAGUGCCAACCAGCUUUUCGCUACCACACUCACCCACCUUGAUCUCUCAGGAAAUGUUCUUCGGGGUGACGAUCUUUCAAUCUUGUAUAGCUUUUUGGCCCAGCCGAAUGCUAUUGUCCAUCUGGAUUUAUCCAAUACGGAGUGUGCAUUAGAUAUGAUGUGUGGAGCUCUUCUUCAUGGCUGUCUUCAGCAUCUUGCCAUCCUAAACCUAUCCAGGACAGUUUUUUCUCAUAGGAAAGGGAAAGAAGUUCCUCCUUCUUUCAAACAGUUUUUCAGCAGUUCACUUGCUUUGAUGCAAGUCAACCUUUCAGGGACUAAACUCCCUCCCGAGCCUCUAAAAGCACUUUUAUUGGGCCUUGCUUGUAACCAACAUUUGAAAGAGGUGUUUCUAGAUCUGAGUAGCUGUGAGCUAAGAUCAGGAGGUGCACAGGUUUUAGAAGGAUGCAUAGCAGAAAUACACAACAUUGCCAGCCUUGAUAUUUCAGACAAUGGCCUAGAAUCUGACCUUUCAACCCUUAUAGUCUGGCUUAGUAAAAACCGAUCAAUAAGGCAUUUGGCAUUAGGCAAAAAUUUUAACAACAUGAAAUCCAAAAAUCUGAGUCCUGUACUUGAUAAUUUAGUACAAAUGAUUCAAGAUGAAGAUUCUCCCUUGCAGUCACUAUCUCUAGCAGAUUCCAAAUUGAAGACAGAGGUUACUAUCAUUAUUAAUGCCCUGGGCAGCAAUACAUCUCUCACAAAAGUUGAUAUUAGUGGAAAUGGCAUGGGAGACAUGGGAGCAAAGAUGCUAGCAAAGGCCCUUCAGAUAAACACCAAACUCAGAACUGUUAUAUGGGAUAAGAAUAAUAUCACUGCACAGGGCUUCCAGGAUAUAGCAGUUGCACUAGAAAAGAAUUAUACUCUAAGGUUCAUGCCUAUACCUGUGAAUGAUGCUUCUCAAGCACUUAAAACAAGCCCUGAGAAAACUGAAGAGGCACUCCAAAAGAUAGAGAACUAUUUGCUUCGCAAUCAUGAGACCCGAAAAUACCUACAGGAGCAAGCAUAUAGACUGCAGCAGGGCAUAGUUACUAGCACGACACAGCAGAUGAUUGAUAGAAUAUGUGUCAAAGUACAAGACCAUCUCAACUCAUUAAGGAACUGUGGCAUUGACACUAUACAAGAAGAUCUGAAAGCAGCAGAAAGAGUUAUGAAAGAUGCCAAGAACUCCAAAACAUUAUUACCAAAUCUGUAUCAUCUUGGUGGUGCUUCAUGGGCAGGAGCAAAUGGCUCCUUAUCCAGCCCAAUUCAAGAGACCUUGGAGUCCAUGGCUGGGGAGGUCACCAGAGUCAUUGAUGAUCAACUCAAGACAUUACUUGAAUCUAUGGUAGAUGCAGCUGAAAAUCUCUGUCCAAGUGCAAUGAAGAAAGAACAUAUACGACAAGACUUAAUUGAGGCAUGCACAGAAAAGAUUUCCAUUCCACGAACCUUUGUUAAAAAUGUUCUCUUGGAGCAGUCUGGCAUUGAUAUCCUCAAUAAAAUCAGUGAAGUGAAGCUGACAGUGGCCUCAUUCCUCUCAGACCGAAUAGUAGAUGAGAUUCUUGAUGCCUUGUCACAUUGCCAUCAUAAGCUGGCUGAUCAUUUGACCAGGCGAGGCAAACCCCUGGCCCACCAGGAAUCUUUAGAGAUUGAACUAGCAGAGGAGAAACCUGCUAAACGUUCCAUUAUCACAGUUGAGGAACUGACUGAAAUUGAACGUUUGGAAGAUCUAGACACGUGCAUGACUCUCUGCUGUACAAGUAUGACUCCUAAGUCUAAAAGGAAGAGUAUCCACAGUAGAAUGCUGAGGCCAGUAUCCAGAGCUUUUGAGAUGGAGUUUGACUUGGACAAAGCACUGGAAGAAGUUCCUAUCCACAUAGAAGAUCCCCCAUUCCCUUCUGGCAGGUUGGACAAACGGACAUCUGGGUUCAUUUCAGAGCUGCCUUCUGAGGAAGGGAAAAAACUUGAGCACUUUACAAAACUACGGCCUAAAAGGAAUAAAAAACAGCAGCCCACACAAGCCUCUGUGAGUACUGCAGUGCCUCAAGAUGGGGAACAGAAUGGUCUUAUGGGAAGAGUAGAUGAAGGUGUCGAUGAAUUUUUCACCAAAAAAGUGACAAGAAUGGAUUCAAAGAAGUCCUCAGCAAAAAGCUCAGACAUCAGUGACCCUGGUGAAGCAACUGAUGAAAAGAAAAAAAGAGAUUCUCGGAAAAGUGGCUUUCUCAAUUUAAUCAAAUCUAGAUCCAAAUCUGAACGUCCUCAGACUGUACUGGUGUCAGAGGAGCCCUCAUCACCUAAAGGUAUUGUCAAAGGCCCCACAGUGGACACUACAAAGAAGGAGACUAAGUCAGCUGAGCAUAAUGGCAGCGCUGAAAAAACAGAGGACUUAAAAACACCAGAGUCUCUAGAAGAGGCUCUAACAGAAGAUGCUGCAAAAACAGAGAAGAGUGAUAGCAAAGGCAGCCCUCAAGGGGGUCGUAGGUAUGGGGUGCAAGUGAUGGGCAGUGGACUUCUAGCGGAAAUGAAAGCCAAACAGGAACGGAGAGCUGCAUCUGCACAAAAGAAACUGGGAAAUGAUUCAAGAGACUCAACAGAUCUCUCAGUGAAUUUGGAACGAUUGGAUGGAGCUGGUACAGUAACUAAGCUUCAUCAUGCUUCUCCAGAGAACCGUUUUGCCUUGAGUAAAGGUGAUUCCAUCACAGCUCCAUCAGAAAAAGUUACAAAAACUGAACCAAAGACCGAAACUGGGGCAAGGACCCGAAGUUCUUCCAGCACACCUACGAGUCCAAAGCCUCUACUGCAGUCAGCAAAGCCCAGCCUAGCAGGACGGCCUACAGUUCCUCAGAAGCCACGAUCUGCCUCUCGGACUGAAGAUAUCCCUGAGUCUCCAUCUGGUCCAGGUUCCCCUAAAAUCGCUCUGCUUCCCCCUGUUUUGAAGAGAGUUCCUUCUGAUAAAGAAAAAGAUGGUCAAAGCAGCCCUCAACCCGCUGUCAGAUCUCUUGCACAUGAAGGUCCAAAGAGAAGCCCAGGACACCAGACUUACGAAUCCCAGGAGCAGAAACAGAGAUCUUUAAGUAAAGAUAGCCAGCAGGAAAGCAAGUCCAGUGAUUCUGGAGAAGAAGCAGAUAAAGAUUUUAUUUUUGUGUAGUUGUUUGGUCAUGUGCUUGGCAGUGCAAAGUCUUUUGUAGUAAUAAGGGUACAGCUAUCAAUUACCCUUCUUUUUAAUCAACUGUUUUUAUAGAAGUGCAUUUUAUGGUUGAAAAAAAUAAUUACCACCAGUGCAAUCAAAUUUCAUGAAUUUGGUUCUUUUCCCCGGCAACCCAUAUGUUUUGAGACAUUCCUUUUUCAUGCCUUUGCUAAAGCCAGCAAUUAUUCCAUGUCUUCUACUUGAAUUUCUCUAAAGCAGCUACAAAAACAAUGCCUUGCAAUAGGGCUUUUGGGGAGGGAAGAAGCUCUAAGCAAACUAACUGGACACUUUCUUACACUAACCCACACUGUACAGCAGGAGAGGUGUUGUACUGCUGAAUGUAAAUGUGUCAAACUUGCACGCAACUUACUUUAUAAAUAUAUCUUGCUGAAUGCAAUUGCACAUUGUAAUUAUAUCAACAGAGCACAUUAAUAAAAGAAUUUGUAUAAAUAAUAUAUAUUAGAUGCUUGGAUAUGGUUUUUACAUUCUCCUUUGGGAGACUUUUUUCCUGUUUGUUGUACUGUAUAUAUGAACAUCACCUCUUACAUUUUGUGUACUGUUCAGAAGCACAACAGAGAAAACAUCUGAAUUAUCUUCUUGCCAUGCAUCUACAUCAUAAGUAAAUGUAUGUUGUUGAUUGGAAUGAGGGCAAUGAAAGUUUUAUUAAUAUUGGUAUUUUCUAGAGGCCGCCUUAAGGUCUGUCUGCAUCCUCUCUAACUUUUAAUGUGCACUUCUAACAGAAAAGUAAUUUAUCAUCUGUAAAAGCAAUUCUAAUUCUUUUUCUUUGCAUAUUUCACAGGCAUUUACUUAUAGUACAGGCUGAAGGAAUUUUAUUCAUAAUGUAUAUUUGUACCAAUAAAUGAUUUUACAACUGGAACAGAAA